Messenger RNA from Calidris pugnax (ruff), 2692 nucleotides. RefSeq names its product transcription factor 4 (gene TCF4). NCBI's taxonomy places the organism in Eukaryota, Metazoa, Chordata, Aves, Charadriiformes, Scolopacidae. Gene Ontology annotation, cellular component: transcription regulator complex. Gene Ontology annotation, molecular function: RNA polymerase II cis-regulatory region sequence-specific DNA binding; DNA-binding transcription factor activity, RNA polymerase II-specific; protein dimerization activity. Gene Ontology annotation, biological process: regulation of transcription by RNA polymerase II. The transcript has 19 exons. Bases 203 to 2146 code for a protein of 647 amino acids. The record is from RefSeq and is a predicted model, not a curated record.
CCCUCACCCCACCUCCCCCCCCGUGGAAAUGGGGCUGCUUCAGGCUGGUGGUGCUGCUGCUGCUCCAGCCUUGGCUUGGGAGGGAUGGCUUGGGGAAGUUUGGCCAGGAAACGUAGCCUGAGGCAGCUUUGCAGCCCCCUCUUUGCUUGUUGCACUUUUUCCAUUUGUUCCUUCGCUUUUUGCAGGCUCUGACUCAGGGAAGAUGUUUUCACCUCCUGUGAGCAGUGGGAAAAAUGGACCAACUUCCUUGGCAAGUGGACAUUUUACUGGCUCAAAUGUAGAAGACAGAACUAGCUCAGGGUCCUGGGGGAAUACAGGACAUCCUAGUCCAUCCAGGAACUAUGGAGAUGGGACUCACUAUGAUCAUAUGGCGAGCAGAGACCUUGGGUCGCAUGACAAUCUCUCUCCUCCCUUUGUCAAUUCCAGAAUACAAAGUAAAACAGAAAGGGGUUCGUACUCGUCGUAUGGAAGAGAUUCCAAUUUACAGGGUUGCCACCAGCAAAGUCUCCUCGGAGGUGAGAUGGAUAUUGGCAACCCCGGAGCGCUCUCCCCCACCAAGCCCGGCUCCCAGUACUAUCAGUAUUCUAGCAAUAACCCCCGGCGGAGGCCUCUCCACAGCACCUCUAUGGAAGUACAAACAAAGAAAGUUCGCAAAGUUCCUCCAGGUUUGCCAUCUUCAGUUUAUGCCCCGUCAGCAAGCACUGCCGACUACAAUAGGGAUUCACCAGGUUAUCCAUCCUCAAAACCAGCAGCCAGCACUUUUCCCAGCUCCUUCUUCAUGCAAGAUGGCCAUCACAGCAGCGACCCGUGGAGCUCCUCCAGCGGGAUGAACCAGCCCGGCUACGGGGGGAUGCUGGGCAACUCUUCCCACAUCCCCCAGUCCAGCAGCUACUGCAGCCUGCACCCGCACGACCGCUUGAGCUACCCAUCACACUCCUCAGCAGACAUCAAUUCCAGUCUUCCUCCGAUGUCCACCUUCCACCGCAGUGGCACAAAUCAUUACAGCGCGUCCUCUUGCACACCCCCUGCCAACGGGACGGACAGUAUCAUGGCAAACAGAGGAAGCGGGGCGGCGGGCAGCUCGCAGACUGGUGAUGCGCUGGGGAAAGCACUUGCCUCUAUCUAUUCUCCAGAUCACACCAACAACAGCUUUUCAUCAAAUCCUUCAACUCCUGUUGGUUCUCCCCCUUCUCUCUCAGCAGGCACAGCUGUUUGGUCUAGAAAUGGAGGUCAAGCGUCAUCAUCUCCCAAUUAUGAAGGUCCCUUACACUCUUUGCAAAGCCGGAUCGAGGACCGCCUGGAGAGGCUGGACGACGCCAUCCACGUCCUGCGUAACCACGCGGUGGGACCGGCCACCGCCAUGCCGGGGGGCCACGCCGACAUGCACGGCUUGAUAGGGCCCUCGCACAACGGGGCCAUGGCCGGGCUGGGCUCCGGUUACGGCACCGGCCUCCUCUCCGCCAACCGGCACUCGCUCAUGGUCGGAGCGCACCGGGAGGACGGGGUCAGUCUCCGCGGCGGCCACUCGCUCGUGCCAAACCAGGUCCCGGUCCCCCAGCUGCCCGUCCAGUCCGCCACAUCCCCGGAUUUGAACCCGCCCCAGGACCCCUACAGGGGCAUGCCCACCGGACUGCAAGGGCAGAGCGUCUCCUCGGGCAGCUCCGAAAUCAAAUCCGACGACGAGGGAGACGAAAACCUCCAGGACACCAAGUCUUCUGAGGACAAGAAACUAGAGGAUGACAAGAAGGAUAUCAAAUCAAUUACUAGGUCAAGAUCUAGCAAUAACGAUGACGAAGACCUGACACCGGAGCAGAAGGCCGAGAGGGAAAAGGAAAGGAGAAUGGCCAACAACGCUCGGGAGCGCCUGCGCGUCCGCGACAUCAACGAGGCUUUCAAGGAGUUGGGCCGGAUGGUGCAGCUCCACCUGAAGAGCGACAAGCCCCAGACCAAGCUCCUGAUCUUACACCAGGCCGUGGCCGUCAUCCUCAGCUUAGAGCAGCAAGUCAGAGAAAGGAACCUGAACCCGAAAGCGGCGUGUCUGAAAAGAAGGGAAGAAGAGAAAGUAUCUUCAGAUCCUCCUCCGCUUUCCCUGGCAGGACCCCACCCUGGGAUGGGAGAUGCCUCCAAUCACAUGGGACAGAUGUAAAAAAAAAAAAAAGAAAAAACGACAAAAAAAAAGGUCCAAGUUGCCACAUUUCUUCAUUUAAAGCAAGAGACCACUUCCUUAACAGCUGUAUUAUCUUAAACCCACAUAAACACUUCUCCUUAACCCCUUUUUUUGUAAUAUAAGACAAGUCUGAGUAGUUAAGAAUCACAGACGCAAGAGAUUUCAGCAUUCCCGAGUAUUAAAACCGAGAGGAAAAAAAAAAAAAAAAGAACAAAAACCACAAAAAAAACACAACCAACCAACCAACAAAACAAAACAAAACCACAAACAAAAAAGUGCAACUUGAGGGACGCGACUCUCUUUAACAUAUCACGCAGAAUGUCUAACGCAGUAUGUUACGAGCUGUAAGUGCACAGCCUAGAGACUGAAUGGCAAUCUUCUCUCUCCACACUGUGGGACAAUGCAUUUGUGCCUAAACUUCUUUUGGAAAAAAGGAAAAAAAAAAAAAAUAUAAUGAAUUUGUAAGUCUGAAAAAAGAAAACAAAAAAAAAAAAAGAAAAAAAAAAAACUAUUUAAUUUAAAAUU